Messenger RNA from Plasmodium gonderi, 894 nucleotides. RefSeq names its product variable surface protein. The record is from RefSeq and is a predicted model, not a curated record. NCBI's taxonomy places the organism in Eukaryota, Apicomplexa, Aconoidasida, Haemosporida, Plasmodiidae. The coding region runs from base 1 to 894 and encodes 297 amino acids. The transcript has 3 exons.
AUGACACAUGGGGCGAUUAAUAGCAAGGAUUACAACCUCAUUAGGAUUUUAUUCGAUUUACUGGAAUCACCUACAUUUAGUACUGCAGAUAUUGAUACAUACGUUCAACGUUAUUCAUUUUUUAGUAAAUAUAAAAAUAUAAACAUAGUUAAGGAAAUUAUAAAGAAAAUACAAUUAUAUUUUAUGAAUAUCACUAACAAUGCUUCUUGUAAUGAAGGAAAACCUUGUAAUUAUAUUAACUAUAGGAUUAACGAUCAAGAUAAACUGAUUCAUUCUAAUGAAAGGAAAGAUUUUUUUCUGGAUUUAAAGAAGUAUAUUGAAAGCAAUAUAAUUUCUUCAUCUGACAACAUAUAUACAUCAGAAAUAAAAUAUAUAGAAAAUGAUGAAUUUCAAAAAAUACAGGAAUUAUAUGAUAUAUAUAAUAAUAUUUCGUUUAUUUUACAAGUAUUUUCCAAAACUAAUAAGAGUGAGUCAUUUUAUUGUAAUGAAUUAGAAGUUUUCAUUAAAAAUUAUAAACAUAUUAUAAGUACAGUUAAUGAAAAUAUACAUUUAUUAAAUGUAUUAAAUAAUCUGAAAUGCUCAAUUAAAAGUAAUGUAUGGUUUUCUAAUAAUAAUUGCAAUCCUAAUAUAUUACGAAUAUUUAAUAAUGAUGAUAAUUCAAAUAAUAAAAUUGAGUGUAAUGAAUGGGGAGAAAAAGAAUAUAUAAAGCCAUAUUCAGAAGAUAAUUAUGCCUCUUUUAGCCGACAUAUUACUAAUGCAUCUGUUAAUAUGAAAAUUAUAAUAGCAAUAUCAUUUAUCAGUGUAUUUUUGUUAAUUAAGAAACUAUUUACGAAUUCUCUUACCAAGAAUGAGAAGUAUAAAUACAAAUAUAAACGACGCAACCUACCAACAUGA